Miscanthus lutarioriparius is the source of this 4119-nucleotide messenger RNA. Lineage: Eukaryota; Viridiplantae; Streptophyta; Magnoliopsida; Poales; Poaceae. The record is from the annotation of a GenBank genome assembly.
AUGAAGUUCGAUCUUCCGCUGCUGAACUACGACACGCGGUUCUCGCUAUGGCAAGUCAAGAUGCGGGGGAUUCUGGCGCAGACUCAUGAUUAUGAUGAGGCGCUGGAUAGUUUCGGAAAGAGGAAGGCCGAGUGGACUCCAGAAGAGAUCCGCAAGGAUCAGAAGGCGCUCGCCCUAAUUCAGUUGCAUCUUCAUAAUGAUAUUUUGCAGGAGUGUCUGAAAGAGAAAACUGCUGCAGAACUAUGGCUGAAACUGGAAUCGAUCUAUAUGUCCAAGGAUCUAACCAGUAAGAUGCAGAUGAAGAUGAAGCUAUUCACUCUGAAGAUGAAGGAGGACGAUUCAGUGAUGAGCCACAUCGCUGAAUUCAAGAAGAUCGUCGCCGACCUAGUGUCGAUGGAGUAUGCAAAUUUUCGUGACACCAUACUCUUGAGCCGUGAUGAACUAACCCUAAAGGAAGUUUAUGAGGCUCUCCGAUCUAGGGAGAAGAUGAGAGGCAUGGUGCGUAAUGACGACGUCGUCCUCCAAGGGCGAUGCUUUGCAUGUGAGAGGCGAAUCGAAAAAGAUCCUCCAAUGAUGGCAAUGAUGGUAGAAAGAACUACGAAAGGAGAGGCUGUUCAAAGUCCAAGCCGCAUGAAAGGGGAUGUUGUGCGGAUGGGAGAUGAUAACCCGUGUGACAUUGUGGGGAUUGGAUCAGUUCAGAUCAAGACUGAUGAUGGCAUGACACGCACGCUGAAAAAUGUCAGGUAUAUACCAGGGAUGUCCAGAAAUCUUAUCUCAUUGAGCACGCUUGAUGCAGAAGGUUACAAAUAUUCCGGUUCAGAUGGCGUUCUGAAGGUAUCAAAAGGUUCUCUUGUUUGCUUGAAAGGUGAUCUUAAUUCUGCAAAGUUAUAUGUCCUUAGAGGGUGUACUUUACCUGGUUCUGAUUCCGCUGUUGCUGCUGUUACUAAUGAUGAACCUAGUAAAACUAACCUUUGGCAUAUGCGUUUGGGACAUAUGAGUCACCAUGGUAUGGCAGAAUUGAUGAAGAGAAACCUGCUGGAUGGCUGCACUUCGAGUAAAAUAAAGUUUUGUGAGCAUUGUAUUUUCGGGAAGCAUAAAAGGGUACAUUUCAACACUUCUGUUCACACCACUAAAGGUACUCUUGAUUAUGUUCAUGCUGAUUUAUGGGGUCCUUCCCGUAAGUCCUCACUUGGUGGUGCUCGUUACAUGCUUACAAUUAUUGAUGAUUACUCUAGAAGGGUUUGGCCUUAUUUUCUGAAACAGAAAGAUGAUACUUUUGCUGCUUUUAAGAACUGGAAAGUAAUGAUAGAAAGGCAAACUGAAAGGAAGGUAAAAUUGCUUCGUACUGAUAAUGGUGGAGAAUUUUGUUCGCGUGAAUUUAAUGAUUAUUGCAAAUCGGAAGGCAUUGUUAGGCAUCACACCAUACCCCAUACUCCACAACAGAAUGGUGUGGCCGAACGCAUGAACAGAACCAUCAUGUCCAAGGCCCGUUGCAUGCUGUCUAAUGCCAGGAUGAGCAAGCGUUUUUGGGCUGAAGCUGCUAAUACUGCCUGUUACUUGAUAAACAGGUCGCCUUCUAUUCCACUAAAUAAAAGAACUCCCAUUGAGGUAUGGUCUGGUACGCCUGCUGAUUAUUCACAGUUGAAAGUUUUUGGAUGCACUGCUUAUGCUCAUGUUGAUAAUGGAAAAUUAGAGCCUAGAGCUGUUAAGUGUCUUUUCCUUGGUUAUAGUUCGGGAGUCAAAGGCUAUAAAUUGUGGAAUCCUAAAACAGGAAAGACUUUUAUGAGCAGGAGUGUUGUUUUCAAUGAAUCAGUGAUGUUUCCUGACAGUUUGCCCUCAGAUCAUGUUCCAGAAAAGGAGCUGCAGCGUAUGCGCAUGCAGGUGGAGCAUGUUGAUGAUGAUACAGGUGUGCAGGUGGAGCCUGUUGAUGAGCAUGGUGACCAUGAUAAUGAUGUUGCUGAGGAUGAUGCUCAUGAUGAUGUUCAGCAAACUCCUCCUAUUUUGCAGUUAGAGGAGGAUUUACCUAUUGCUCAACGCAAGUCAAAAAGGACAAUUGCACCUCCUAAGCGUCUUAUUGAAGAGUGUAAUUUGUCUUACUAUGCUUUGAGUUGUGCUGAACAGGUGGAGAAUGUUCAUGAGCCAGCAACCUAUAAAGAAGCUAUUCGUUGUGGCAUGCUUAAUUCAAUUUUGGAAAGAAUAUCACUAGAUGUCACUCCUGAGGAUAAAAGUUACAGCUUGCCCUGGAUACCUGAUUUUGUCCCCAAAAUUGGCCUGGGCAUAAUUAGUAAUGGAUUUUUCAGCUGCUCGGGCACUGUUGCUGUUAGAAAUGCAGAGCAUCAGUCUUUUUGUUGUGCAUCUUUGGUGCAGGGACUAUGUUAUAUGAGAUGCCAUGGUAAUGUUGAUGUAUCAUUGUCUUCCAUAAGCUGCCUUCAAAGAUUAGUGCAGCUAUCCUGGUCUGUUGACAGAGUGAUCCAUGGAGCCAAAAAAAGUUGUUCUGAGUGUUUCAAUGAGUCUGGAACAGGUGUAGCUGGCAAGCUACUAGGAGAAGGUAUCUCCAGUUUAUGGCAUAAUGAUUUGCUACACUUGCUGACUUCGCUAUUGCCAAUGAUUUCAUCACAAUGGUCCAUAUCACAGAACAUAGAGAUGUUUGGUAGAGGAGGACCAGCUCCUGGUGUUGGGUUUGGCUGGGGGGCAUGUGGUGGAGGGUUUUGGUCUCUUAAAUGCCUACUUGCACAAUUGGAUUCGCAAUUGGUCGUAGAAUUGAUCAAAUGUUUCUCUUCAGUUCCAGGAAGUCCUGUCAUCCUCGAUGAAGGUGUGAAGUCAGAUAAUGUGACUAACACAAUUGUGACAGCUUCAAAUUGGAUCAGUUCUUCCCUAGGGUUGUCUUUGAUUGCCGGACCUGGACAAAUCUAUAUGUUGGAGAAAGCUUUUGAUAUGAUUUUUGAACCUUCCAUUCUGAAGUAUCUCAAAUCAUCUAUACACAAAUUUACCUCUGACAUGGAAUUACUGAAACCUUUUGAAUGGGGCAUAAAUGACGAUGAAUAUCUGCUCUUCAGCAGUGUUCUCAAUUCACAUUUCAGAUCCAGAUGGUUAGCCGUCAAGAAGAAGCAUUCAGAUAAAUACGCAGGAAAUAAUAGCAGCACUAAGAUUUCAAAAACACCAGAGACAUUGGAGACAAUUCAAGAAGAAACAGAGUUGACAGAAGCUGUAAAUCAACCUUGCAACACAUUAGUGGUAGAGUGGGCGCAUCAGAGACUGCCUCUUCCUAUCCAAUGGAUUCUAAGCGCAGUUUGCUGCAUUGAUGAUCCAAAAGGCACGCUCUCAACAUCAGCCAACUAUAUUCUUGAUGUCUCAAGGGCUGGUCUUAUCUUCCUUUUAGGAAUUGUAUGGCCAGCAUCUGACAGGUUAUGCCAGAAAUUCUGUAAAUCUAACUCUGUCGAGGAAGUUAAGGGUGUUGCAGUGGCCACUUCAGAGGAAGCAAUGGAGAUCAGUUGCCUCGAAAUUCUCAGGUUCCAGGAGAAAAUUCAUGGAAGCUAUACUACUUUUGUUGAGAGCCUAGUUGAUCAAUUUGCAGCUGUCUCAUAUGGAGAUUUUGUUUUUGGUCAGCAAGUGGCCAUUUAUCUGCAUAGAAAGGUUGAGCCAGCAGUACGGCUUGCAGCAUGGAAUGCACUGUCUAAUGCAUAUGUGCUUGAACUGUUACCCCCGUUGGACAAAUGCAUUGGCAACGCCCAAGGAUACUUGGAGCCUCUUGAGGAUGAUGAAAAUUUUUUGGAAUCUUAUGCUAAAUCAUGGACGUCUGGUGUCCUUGACAAAGCUUCACAGCGUGAUUCCAUGGCCUUCACAUUGGCAAAGCAUCAUCUUUCAGGCUUUGUCUUCCAGUCCAGCGAUUCUGGCAAAACGCUGGGAAACAAGCUGGUCAAAUCGCUUAUCCGGUGCUAUGCACAGAAGCGGCAUCAUGAGGCUAUGCUGAAGAGCUUUGUUCUGCAAGGCAUCGCACAGGAUUCCAAGAGCAGUGGCAAUGAGCUUGACCGGCGGUUUGAAAUCUUGAAGGAUGCUUGUGAGAUGAACUCCUCCCUCUUAGGUGAAGUCCAGAGACUGAAGGCAUCUCUUGGCCAAUGA